This is a messenger RNA of Hordeum vulgare subsp. vulgare (domesticated barley), 822 nucleotides long. RefSeq names its product isopentenyl phosphate kinase-like. The coding region runs from base 64 to 570 and encodes 168 amino acids. Gene Ontology annotation, cellular component: cytosol. The record is from RefSeq and is a predicted model, not a curated record. The transcript has 5 exons. NCBI's taxonomy places the organism in Eukaryota, Viridiplantae, Streptophyta, Magnoliopsida, Poales, Poaceae.
UCAGGGGCCUCUUUCUCCAAUCUCCACCAACUCCCCCCGGCGAGGACGAGGAGAGGAGCUCCCAUGGCGGAGGCGGCACGGAAGCAGCGGAGCCCCGCCGCGCCGCGCCCCGUCCGCUGCAUCGUGAAGCUAGGCGGAGCGGCCAUCACGAACAAGGAGGAGCUGGAGAGCAUCGACGAGGAGAGCCUGCGGUCGGCGUGCGCGCAGCUGCGACAGGCCAUGUCCGACGGCACCUCCUCGGAGAAGGUUAUGGGGAUGGACUGGAGCAGGAGGCCCGGCGAUCCGGCGGACCCGGGCAUGGACGCGGAGGGGUUCGCGGGCAUGGCAGGGCUGGGCCUCGACAGCAACUUCGUAGUCGUCCACGACGCCGGUUCUUUUGGUCACUUCCAAGCAUGUAGAUCUGGAGUACAUAAAGGAGGGUUGCAUUCAACACUGGUGAAAGCUGGCUUUAUGGCUACAAGAAUUUCAGUGACUUCUCUCAACCAGGAAAUUGUUAGAACCUUGGCAAGAGAUAUCCAAGCAAGGAAGACAAAGAUAACGGGUGGAGUAAGAAGAAGAAAAGUGAGUUAAACGUGAACAAAAAUCCGUAAUGCUAUCUGACCUGCAUAAAGAUCCUAAGGGUGCAUAUUUGACAUGUUUGAUAAUACUGCAUCAUUAGAAUAUCUAUGCCUUCGAGUCCGAUUCUCAGACCUUGCAUUCUCCCGUUGCAACGCACGGGCUCUUUUGCUAGUUAUGCCUAAGUUAGUUGGUUAUUUUCUUGUGCCUCCAAAUGAAAUAGAAUAUCGUAUAUUUAUAUAAAACGGCACCCUCUCUUGGCAUCUA